This is a messenger RNA of Manis pentadactyla (Chinese pangolin), 2017 nucleotides long. It is a transcript of the gene ZNF892, whose product is annotated as zinc finger protein 892. Gene Ontology annotation, molecular function: DNA-binding transcription activator activity, RNA polymerase II-specific; RNA polymerase II cis-regulatory region sequence-specific DNA binding. Gene Ontology annotation, biological process: regulation of transcription by RNA polymerase II. The transcript has 5 exons. Bases 98 to 1594 code for a protein of 498 amino acids. Gene Ontology annotation, cellular component: nucleus. The record is from RefSeq and is a predicted model, not a curated record. NCBI's taxonomy places the organism in Eukaryota, Metazoa, Chordata, Mammalia, Pholidota, Manidae.
GCUCCCUAGAUGCCUUUGUUGCCAGGCCGGGCUUACCUUGGGGUCACUUUCUGAGGACUCAGACCUUCCCCACGCUGGGAACUCAAAAGAAAAUGGCAUGACCACAGGCCUGCUGAUGCCUGCAUUCCAGGAGUCAUUGAUGAUCAGAGACAUGACUGAGGCUUUCACCCAGUGGGGGCAGCUGAACCAUCCUCAGGGAGAUGUGCCUGAGAAGCAUAGGAAUCUGGUCUUGCUGGGGCUUCCAAUUUCCAAGCCUGAUGUAAUCUCUCAGUUGGAGUGUGGGGAAGAACUGGAGAGACAAGUCUCAAAAGCAACUUGUCCAGACUGGCAGACAACACCAGAAAGCAAGGUCCUAAUUCCAGAGCAGGAAGUUUCUGAAGAAGAAUCAGCCUCUGGGGUGUUAAUAGGAAGAUUUCCAAAGGUAACUUCCAGUGAAUGUGAGGAUUCUUCGGAGAGUCAGCAGGAAAACCAUGAGAAACGUUUAAUACAAGAGGUUGUCAUGCAGAAGAAAUCUUCAGGGGAGAGAAGUUACCAGUGUGAUGAAAUUGGAAGAAAUUUUAGUCGGAGGUCCUUACUUGUUCAACAGCAAGGAGAGAGAUUAUAUAAUUGUGAUUCAUUUAAAAAGAACUUAAAACAAAAUUCAGAUCUAAUGAGGCAUGAUAAAAUAUGUGCAAGAAAGAAACCUUGGAAGUGUAAUGAGUGUGAAAAAGCCUUUAGUUACUAUUCAGCUUUUGUCUUGCAUCAGAGAAUUCACACAGGAGAAAAGCCCUACGAAUGUAAUGAAUGUGGGAAAGCCUUUAGCCAGAGCAUACACCUUACUCUACACCAGAGGAUUCAUACGGGAGAGAAACCCUAUGAAUGUCAUGAAUGUGGGAAGGCCUUCAGUCACCGCUCGGCCCUGAUUCGGCAUCAUAUAAUUCAUACUGGAGAGAAACCCUAUGAAUGCAAUGAAUGUGGGAAGGCUUUUAAUCAGAGUUCGUAUCUCACUCAACAUCAGCGAAUUCAUACUGGAGAGAAACCUUAUGAAUGUAAUGAAUGUGGGAAGGCCUUCAGCCAGAGCACAUUCCUUACCCAGCAUCAGGUCAUUCACACUGGAGAGAAACCGUAUAAGUGUAAUGAAUGUGGGAAGGCCUUCAGUGACCGAUCAGGCCUUAUUCAGCACCAGAGAACUCAUACUGGGGAGAGGCCUUAUGAAUGUAAUGAAUGUGGGAAAGCCUUUGGCUACUGCUCAGCUCUGACUCAACACCAGAGAACUCACACUGGUGAGAAACCCUAUAAAUGCAAUGAUUGUGCCAAAGCCUUCAGUGACCGCUCAGCCCUUAUUCGUCAUCAGAGAACACACACUGGAGAGAAACCUUACAAGUGUAAGGAUUGUGGAAAAGCUUUCAGCCAGAGCUCAUCUCUUACAAAGCAUCAGAAAACGCACACUGGAGAAAAACCCUAUAAGUAUAAGGAAUGUGGAAAAGCUUUCAGCCAGAGUUCUUCCCUUUCUCAACAUCAGAAAACUCACACUGGAGGGAGCACCAAGGAAUAUGGAAAAGUCUUUAGUGAGCAUUCAGCCUUUGGCCAGCAAAAGAGAAUUCAUACUGGAUAAAGACUAUGUAGAUACAGUACAUUUAGAAAAUAUUUAUUGAACAAUUACUAUACAUAUGUGAGGGCUACAGAGGAAUUUAAGACUGUUACAAAAAAGAUAUUAAUGGGGAAGUCAUUGUUAAUAUAUGACAGUUACUUUAAAUGUGAACACGGGGCUUUAUGUUCUUUCAAAAUGUCCUAAUGGAGGACAUUUUGAAUUUCCCUGGGGAAAGACAAAAAUUAUUUCUAACACUCUAUAUGUCAGCUGCCAAAUCCUUGAGAGAGAAAUAGGAUAGGGCAUAAUGGGAAGAGGACGUAUUGGCUGAGCUACGUAGUCUCAUAAUGCUAAGGAGAUGAAGUGUUAAAGAGAUAUGUGGUUCUUUUAGGGAAAUCACAGGGGUAGGAAUAAGAUUGAGAUUCCGCAUUGAGUUUGCUCAGUGUUGGG